AUGGUUGUAAGUUCUACCAUCAUUGUCUCAGUGAUUAAUGGAAAAAUAGCAGUCUGGGAAACAGAGAAUGAAAGAGCAGCCGUGGCCAGCAUCAUCCCACAAUUAGACCUCACAGUUCUGCAAACCCCUCAGCGACAGACUGAAGAAGUGGACAUGCUGAUGACAGAGGUCACCAGGAAUGGGACAGCCAUCCAGGAGUUUAUCCUCGAGGGGUUCCCUGCAGCUGAGCACCUGGGGAUCCUCCUAUUUCUAGUGCACUUGCUGGCCUACUUGGCUUCCCUUGUGGGCAACAUGCUCAUAAUUACCAUGACCUGCGAGGACCAUCGCUUACACACACCUAUGUACUUCUUCCUCAGCACCUUCUCCUUUGUCGAGUACAGUUGUAUAUCUACCGUUAUUCCUCAGUUACUGGCCAUCUUUCUUUCAGGGAGGCAAAAGAUUUCCUUUGGAGCCUGCUUCACCCAAGCCUUUGUCUUUCUUUUCCUGGGGGCAACUGCUUUCUUCCUUCUUGCUGUGUUGUCUCUGGACCGGUAUCUGGCCAUCUGCAAACCUCUGCAUUACCACACCAUCAUGAGCCCAAGGAUGUGCGUCUUUCUCGUUACUGUCUGUUUAGUUCUGGGAUUCCUCCUCAUGGCCAUUCCAGUUGUAAUGCUUUCCCAGUCAGUGUACUGUGGCCCCAAUGUCAUUCCUCACUUCUUCUGUGACUUUGGACCACUGGCAAAUCUCUCCUGUUCUGAAACCAGGUCUAUCAAAAUGCUGUUCUUUAACUUUGCUUUAAUUGUGCUUUUUACAUCCCUUCUUAUAGCCGUCUUUGCAUACAGCAAUAUAGUAGUCACAAUAGUGCGUCUGCCCUCAGCCAGGGAGCGGCAGAGGGCUUUUUCCACCUGUUCCUCUCACCUCAUCGUCCUCUCGCUGAUGUUUGGCAGCUGUAUAUUUAUAUACAUUAAGCCAAAGCAGUCAAGCAGGCUUGACACCAACAGAGAGGCUGCUCUUGUGAACACGGUAGUGACACCGCUUCUGAACCCUGUCAUCUACACCCUGCGCAACAAGCAGGUGCACCAGGCUCUCAAGGAUACAUUAUCCAGGAUCAAACAUCACAGAUAUCACAGGAAGAAUGUACUUUUCUCUUGA
Molecule: messenger RNA, 1131 nt
Organism: Myodes glareolus (Bank vole)
Lineage: Eukaryota; Metazoa; Chordata; Mammalia; Rodentia; Cricetidae
Source: RefSeq, a predicted model, not a curated record